This is a messenger RNA of Nematocida major, 3417 nucleotides long. RefSeq lists its product as uncharacterized. NCBI's taxonomy places the organism in Eukaryota, Fungi, Microsporidia. Gene Ontology annotation, molecular function: phosphatase activity. Bases 1 to 3417 code for a protein of 1138 amino acids. Gene Ontology annotation, biological process: dephosphorylation. The transcript has a single exon. The record is from RefSeq and is a predicted model, not a curated record.
AUGAAGAGCGUUGAAGAGAAAUACGUGCCGCUUGUUCUGACCAACCUGUCCAUGCUGAAGGAGGAUACAUACACAGCAGGCCAGGAGGCGGAGGCAGCGGAUAGUCCUGGAUUUAUAGGCGCCAGCAAUUUUAGGAGCAUUGGAGGCAUAUUUGGGCUAUCAAACCCUACCGCGGAGGGGAUCCACAACAUAGUGAGCCACCAUAAGAACCGGCUCAUUUGGAUAAACCUCCGGGAAGAGCCUGUUGUUUUUAUAAAUGACCGCGCAUUUAUUUUGCGGGACAUGAAGGACCCUUUUUCCAGCAUCAAGUCGUUCACAGGAUGCACAUACAAGCGGAUGGAAGAGGUUGAAAACCGGCUUAAGAAGGACAUCAUAGGGAUGGCCAAGGCGUCAAACGGAAUGAUAAAAGUGUAUGCAGAGAAGAGCCCAAAGUCUCUUCUGGCCAACAGCAUGUCGGUGCGCAAGGUUGAGACAGCACGCGACCUGUUCACGCGGAUAGAGGGCGUGUGGUACUACCGGAUUCCAAUGGGGAGGAUAAGCAGCCGGGAGUUUUUUGUGUCGGAGCUGGACAGGAUUCUCUGCAAGCACCAGGCGCCAGGCCAGGGCGUGCCCGAGUGCGCGAUAGGCUUUGGCUCGGGGUACUGCCAGGACGACGUGCUGCAUGGAAUGAGCGCAUGCCUUCUGCGAAGCGCCCUUGUGAACAAAGUGCCCAUCCAAGAAGGCGCCAAGAUCUCUGGGUUUGCACACGUCAUUCGGGUCCUGGAGAAGGCCCUGGAGAAGAGCGGGCAAAGCUUGGCAGACUUUCUUGUGAAGACAGGGAACAUAUUCCCUGCGCUAGAGAAGGCUCUGCUGGGAAACUACGAUGUUGUCGACAGAAUGAUACACGCCAUGAAUAUGCCGGACAUAAAGCACAAUGUAAACACGGCCGUGUCUGCGCUAAAGUACAGGCUUUUGCCGUCCCUGCUGGAAAACGUGAUCGCAUUCCAGUGCACAGAGUCUGUAUGCUAUCUGAAAAAGUCUGCGAACGCCCUGGAGAGAUAUGUCUCGCUGGUUCUGUAUGCGCUGUACUGCACAGGCCCCAGAAAAGGCACGUUUUCCGAGUGGAUUGCAGAGUCGUCUAUUGCGCAAGGCAUAAUCCACGAAAUAUGCAAGCGCCCCAGCAAAAAGCUGUUCAUGCCCGCUGUGGUGCAGCAAAAGGGCAUUCCAGAGGAGGAGUGGAGCGCCGUGAUUGGGGCAGGGACUGUUCUGCAGGCAGACAGAAAUAUGAACAGCGUACUCGAGAAGCUGUGCAUAGAGAAUGAGCAUGCUGGAAAAGGCGAAGAGAAGGCAAAAACAGAAAAAUGCCCUGCCCCCAAAAGCGAGCAGAGUGUGCUGCUGCAGGGCCUUGCAGGCUCCUUCCCAUGGAGUAUCUUGCAAAUUCACCAGCCAAACACCCACACGCGGAUUCCCAUCGCCGAAAGGCCUCUUUUGUGGAUAAACUUACGCGCCGAGCCUGUGGUGUACAUUGAAGGAACUCCGCACUCUGAGCGAGACAGAGCCCGGCCAGGCAGAAACAUAAAGACGCUUCCCGGAAUAACGGACGAGCUGGUGAACAACCAGGAGGAAAUACUUAUACGAAGAAUCCAAACCGACGGGAGCCAGUCAAUGGGCGAAAUUGUGCUGUUCGCCCCAGAGCAGAGCACAAUAAAAACCAGAAUGACAAACAUACAGCUGAAGAAGGUGCAGACCUGCCGAGAGUUUAUCACUGAAAGCAUCCCCAGGAUAAAGUAUGUGCGGAUUCCAAUGGUGUCGCGCGCAGCGCUGACCCCAAACAUAGUGGACACCCUGCACGGCACGCUCUUCGCCCACAGAAACAUGCCGAUUGUGCUGCAGGCGAGCGGAUACCUGGGCCGAAACCGCACAGUGUACGUUCUUGCUCGGGUGGUUGAGCGCGCCGGCGGAAUGCUUGCAGAAGGAAGCCCGCACCCCCAAGAAAGCCGGCCUAUUAUGAUACGGCCCAUUGAAACGCUAAUCCGGAUCCUGCGCCAGGGAAUUGUGGCCGAGGGAAUCGUGCGGAAUGCCUGGAAAGAGGCAACCGGGGAGGAAAUAUACGACCCAGAGAGCGAGUUCCACAAGAACCCGAACAGCUUGGUGAACUAUUCUUUGAUGGUGAUGGUUGCCUCGUACAUUCUGGAAGGCACAAAAGCCACGUUCCGGGAGUGGCUGAGCGGAAGAAAAGACGCGCAGCACGUGUACGAAAGCAUCAGCGCCGAGGCGAAGGAAAUCCCCGUAGACUCUGCUAAACAGGCAGGCGGAGAAAACAGCGUGCUUCCAGAGAAAGCGAAGGGCGCGGACAGAGAGGUGCCAAGCCAGAACGAAAACAGCGAGGAAGAUCCCGUUUUUAUCCCUCGCCCCUGGGGGCGUGUAAUCACGCCGCACACAAUUCUUAAGAACGACUUUUUCCCUGCUCUGAGGAUACUCCGAGCUGACGCCACGGACAUGAAGGGGUGCUGCAACUUCCGCGCAAUAGAAAGCGCCGGAGACACAAUAGCUGGGCUGGCCCAGCCAACGGCCUGGGGCGUGCACUCCCUCGUGGCGUAUUUCCAGCAAAAAAGCCCUGCGUCUGUGAACUGGUUCUGCCUGCGGCAGGAGCCUGUCGUGUACAUAAACGGGUUUCCGUUUGUGCUAAGAAACACAGACGCCGUGUACGAGAACGUGAUCACAGAAGGGAUAAACAGAAAGUGGGUUGAAGACAUUGAAGAGCGGAUGAAGAAAGACUGCCUUGAGGAGUCAGCGCAGAGCGGGCUAAUUGUGCACAGUGAAGAGGUCCAGGAGGGAAAGAGCAAGCUCGUGUCUGAGGUGAUUCGCACAGGGAAUGUUCUUACGCCCAAGGAGGUCUUUGUCCGAGACGGCAUGAAGUACUUUAGAAUGCCCAUUUCAGACGAGCAGACGCCUCUCCCAGAAAUAUUUGACGAAAUGUACCGCGUCAUUUCCUCCAUGCCCAAGCCCAGGAUACUUGUUUUUUCAUGCCAGAUGGGAAGGGGCCGCACCACCACGGGAAUGAUCAUAUCUCGGCUGAUUACCUUCACAGAGCACCUCGACAGCGUGAGCCCGCAGGAGAAGGCAGAAAUCCUGCUGAAAAAGCGCAUGGGCAUAGUCUACCCGGACGAGCACGAAAUAAUUUCCAGGCUGGUGCAGGUGCUUCCCAUGGGAAGAGAGGGGAAGAACUUGGUUGACGAAAUGAUCCAGGAGUGCGACCACAUCCAAAAUGUUUAUGAGGCUAUUGCCAAGCAAAAGGACAGCGCAGGGUACCUUGCAAGAUACUUCUAUCUACUAUGCUUUGGGUCUUUCCUGCUGGAAAAGGAGGAGCGCACGUUUUCAGAGUAUCUCGGCAACCGAACAGAAAUAGGAGCAAUUGCAAACGAAAGAGAGUACUAG